Molecule: messenger RNA, 2649 nt
Organism: Amphiprion ocellaris (clown anemonefish)
Lineage: Eukaryota; Metazoa; Chordata; Actinopteri; Pomacentridae
Product: ubiquitin carboxyl-terminal hydrolase 47-like
Exons: 12
Coding region: 55-1662 (535 amino acids)
Biological process (GO): protein deubiquitination
Cellular component (GO): nucleus; cytosol
Molecular function (GO): cysteine-type deubiquitinase activity; cysteine-type endopeptidase activity
Source: RefSeq, a predicted model, not a curated record
ACCCUCCUCCUCUGGAAACGAAAGUGAAACAACAGGACUACGAAUCAACACGAGAUGUUCAAAUGUAAAAAUGCCAUCACUCAUCAGAAGGACAUCAGUAUGAAUCAUUACCGUGUAGAAAUGUUCAGAGAGAAACUGAAGAACUGUUCCAUCUCAGAUUACCAUGGUCUGAUCAGUCCAGGCCUGACAUGUUAUCUGAACAGUGUACUCCAGGUGCUCUUCAUGACCGAAGACUUCCGGGAGGCUGUGAAAAGAUCCUGCAGUAAAGAUCUAACAACCAUCGAACAAUAUCUAAGAAGGCUGUUUGUUGAUCUGGAGGGAAAAAAGGCAGAAACGCACGGGAUUAUAAAAAUGCUGGGCAUCACAGAUGUGUACGAGCAACGGGAUGCUGCUGAGUAUUUUGAGAAGAUCUUGUGUCUGACCAGUCCAGAGGCUUCCAAGAUAUUCAAGGGGGAGUUGAAUCAUAAGUCCACAUGCUGCAGGUGCAACAAAACAAAUGAUUCAAGAAGCUUUUUUUGGAUUCUGCCACUCGCGAUGAAAGAUUCCCUUCGUCAAACCUGCAGUGUGGUGGAUGGACUGAAGUCUUUCUUCGAGGUACAAAAGGUCUGCGGGGUCAACCAGAUGUACUGCAGCCAGUGUAAUAAAAAGCGAGAUGCAGACACUGAAUGGGAAUUGACACAAAAUCCAGAUGUUCUGACCCUCCUACUGAAGAGAUUUACGUUUGAUUGCAAGCGGAAGCGUUACGUCAAGCUUCACUGUGAAGCUGAUAUACCCCAAACUUUACACAUGGAGAUGUGCACAUACGACCUCUACGCUGUAGUUAACCACUUUGGUAAUCUAACAGGAGGUCAUUACACUGCAGAAAUCAAAUCUUUUGAAACUGGGGAGUGGUAUUGCUUUGACGACAACCGCGUCACGCGACAUCUAUUUAAGAUAGGACACAACUCUCUGAGGUCUUGUGCAGCUUACCUCCUCUUCUACAGAAAGGUAAGCAGACAUCCGGAAACGACCAAUAGAAGUGACCAGGAAGCUCAGUGUGCACAUUCAGACACCGACGCUGAAGAAAGACGUGACGAAGCAGAGGAAGGAGAGGCUCUUAAGCCUCGUUUUUAUUUGAAUUAUGAUAAAUUAACCAAGAGCCAUGAUGAUGCUGUGGGGAGGACACAGACAAACUCUUUAGGUCAUAAACGGACAAACCGGAGAGCAGCACCAGUGAGGCAGCAAACCAACACAAUCCCUCCAAGAGACAAUGAAGCAGGAAGAGACAACUACAGUCCAAAUGUAGAUUAUAGCUGUACAAGAACAACUGUGAAGCCUGUUGAAAGAAACUAUGUGAAAAUGAAAAGGGAGAAAGUAGCAGGAAAGAGUGUUAAACAGAGAACAGAGACUAAUGUCCGUGAUAUGAGCGACUCUGUUGUAAUGUCAUGUAAUUUCUACUCUGAUGGACAUCCUUGUGCUUCAGGUAUUCAGGUAAGAGACUCGUACAGUCAGUGUAGGAGGAGUAAAGCCACUGAGUCUAACAGUUCACCAAAUCUGUGUAGAAAAUCCAACAGCUUGAAAAGAAACAAGGACAAAAAGCAGCAUGUUGUUAAUGCAGACAGCAGCUGCAAACCAGAGAGUGGAAAAACAUGUGAGAGAGAAAAGAGAAGCCAGAAAGUGUGAGGAAACCUAUUGAAGUGAUGAAAUAAUGAGAAUAAUAUCUGUAUCUUGAUGUGGUAAAUUGUCUGUCUUUAGGAUGAUUGGAUUAACUUAUUUUUUGUAUUUAUGUUUUUUCAGUAUGAAGAAAUUUCAAGAAAUGUCAGCUGGUAUGAACUGUGACUGUGGAUGAUUUUGUUCACAUGUUUUGUAUGACAGUAUUAUGGUAAUAUUCAUUCUAAGUAACGCUCUACAUACAUGCGCAAGCAUCAUCUAUUAGAUAAUCUCCAUUCAUGUCAGGAAAGCAUUUCAAUUUAUUCAGUAACUUCCAGGAAAUAUCCAAAAGAAUUUUAUGUCACUGAAUACUGCUACUGUAUGUUUUGGCCAACCUGAAAUGUAAAAAAUUUAAUCUUUAUUGAGAAUUUCAGGUGGGGAAGUGAGGAGGAAGACUGCAAGUUUUCAUUAUAUGAGGUGCAGCCUUUAUUUCCUGCAUGCUGUCACUGUGAAGCCUGUAGAAAGAAACAAAGUGAGGCAGUAGUGGAGGUAGUGAUGGAGGAGAAGAGUGUCGAACAGAGACUCUGAUGUAAAGUCAUGUCAUUUCUACUCUAAUGGACAUCUUAUACUUCAGGUAUUCAGGUAUGAGACUCAUACAGUCAAUGUUGGAAGAAUAAAGCCACUGAGUCUAACGGUUCAGUCAAGCAGAUUUAGUUUAUGCUGUUUAAUAUGUCCAGUGGUGCUAUUAAUUCACUGACAUACAUGCACAGGCAACAUUAAGGCAAAUCAUCAGGAAGAUAACCUGCUUUCGUGUCAGAAUGAACCUUUAAACUGUUUAUAACAGUGUUUUCUCUUUAAACAAUUUAAUAUUGUUGUAUAUAUCAACUGUUAAAAAAAGAAACAAAAAACACUGGUCAAACUAUCCAUUUUGUCCACAUGAAAAAUCUGUAUUUUGCAAAUAAUUCUUGACUGUAAAACUGCACUGUUUUACUCUAUUUAAAUUAGCAGAAAAUAUCAUUA